AUGGCGCUGCGGGCGGGCGGCGCGGCGGGGCGCCUGGCUGCGCUCCUGCCUCUGCUCCUGGCCUUGCUGGCGGCGGGCGCCGUGAACGGCAGCAGCGCGGAGGCGGCGGAGCCCCUGGGCGGGCGCGCCGAGCCGGGUCUGAAUGCCACUGUGUCCACGGAAGUAGAAUUUGGAGUAUGCACAGUUACGUGUGGGAUUGGCAUUCGAGAAGUUCUGUUAACCAGUGGAUGCCCUGGGACUGAAGCAAAAUGUAUUGUCCGUGUGGAGGAAUGCCGGGGGCCAGUAGACUGUGGAUGGGGAAUACCCAUUUCUGAGGGCCUUGCCUGCGUGAAGAUGCCUUGUAUUUAUAUACCUCCUGAAAAUCGAUUUAAAUACGUUUGGAAGAUGUUAAUUCCAAACAAGACAGCACACAUUCUUCCCAAUGAUUCAGCUGUUAUGGAAGUUUGCAGAGAUACCCAUUCGGUUACUUUCCAGUGUGAAACUCAAGAAAAUGGAAAUAUAAUUGCCUCUGUAAAAUACACAGUCUACGCAACAACUGAAAUGCGAACAAAAAAAUCAAGAAUAGAAACAGGGCAAUCAAGGAGAACAACAACAGAUGCCAUUCUGGUCUUUUGCCUGGUAACUGGAAUCAUUGUGACUGUCGGUAUGAUCUUUGCCAUGAUCUUUAUGAUUCUUCGCUGGGCUGUUGUAAAAUCUAUUUGGGAAUCAAAAUCUGGGCAAGACAGCCAAGACAAGAAGCUGGCCAACAAAAGAUCACUGUGUAACAUGGAAUAA
This is a messenger RNA of Gavia stellata (red-throated loon), 774 nucleotides long. RefSeq names its product sperm acrosome associated 1 (gene SPACA1). The record is from RefSeq and is a predicted model, not a curated record. The transcript has 7 exons. Gene Ontology annotation, cellular component: acrosomal membrane. The coding region runs from base 1 to 774 and encodes 257 amino acids. Lineage: Eukaryota; Metazoa; Chordata; Aves; Gaviiformes; Gaviidae. Gene Ontology annotation, biological process: acrosome assembly.